GCGCUCGCUCCGCUUCCUGGAGCUUCCCCGGCGCCGCCGCCGUCCGUCUUGCCCGCCCCGCUCCUCCCUCUCGCUCUCCCGGCCCUCCUCGCCCCUCAGAAGCGGCGACGACAGCGCCGGGCCAUGGCCGAGUGGAGCCCCGCCCAGGAUCUUCAGUGGGAGGUGGAGCCCCAGCCCAUGGCUGCUGCCCAGCCCCUCAGCACCCCUGAGCAAACGCCCAUGGGGGACGUGCUCCCCGAAGCGGCUGAGCUCUCCCUGACAGUUGUGGCUGAAAUCCAAGCGGUGGAGAGCAAAGUGGACUCUUAUGCAGCGCAGCUCAUGAGCCUGGAGGGGAGGAUGGGGAUGGCCGAGACGAAGCUGGACGGCUGCGAAAAGACCGCCGUCGAAUUCGGGAACCAGCUGGAGAGCAAGUGGGCUGCCCUGGGGACCCUCAUUCAAGAGUACGGGCAGCUCCAGAGGAGGCUGGAGAACAUGGAGAACCUGCUCAAGAACCGCAACUUCUGGAUCCUCCGCCUGCCCCCAGGAUCCAGGGGGGAAAUCCCCAAGGUCCCUUUGCUGUUUGACGAAGCCUCCUGCAGUUUCUCCGAGCAAGAGUGGCGCAGCUUGGAUGAAGGGCAGAAGGACCUCUACCGGCACAUCAUGAAGUGCAACUACAAGGCCGUGGUCUCUAUGGACACUGCCAUCUCCAAACCUGAGCUGCUCUCUCGGAUCGAGCAAGCAGAUGUCGCUGGUCGGGGGGACGUCGAGGAAAGAGAAGCCCUGAAGGAGACCACCCUGGGCUCUCCGAUUUCCGCCCUCAACGACAGCUCCUGGAUGGAGCCGGAGGAAAUGUCCCUGGUCAAAAGCAUGGGCGACUUGGAGGAGAGCGAAAUCCCCGGGGAUCCCGCCAUGAGUACUCCGCAGCUCCUGGAAGAAGACCCCGAAAGCUUGGAGCUCCCCGGCAUGUUCCCCCGGAAGUGGACGGAAGUCUUCCAGGGCCCGGGCGAGGAACUGCUCUGCGAGAGCCACCCCAUUUCGGUGGGGCUUGCAAGGAAGCCCCCGGGGAGCAGCCUGAGGCGGUCGUCCCGCUGCGUGGCUGAGUCGAGGAAAGAGGACCCCUGCUCUGCGCUGGUGGAGGAGGCCCACACUGGGCCCUACAUCUGCUGUGAGUGUGGGGAGGGCUUCCUGGACAAGCAGCUCUUCACCACUCACCAGAAGACCCACGACGGAGGAGGGAGCUAUCCGGCGAUGGACCCCGGAGGAGGAGGAGGGGGCCUGAAGCUGAAGAUGAGCCCCUUACCUCUCCAGAGGGCCCCGACGCCGGCGCGCCCCAAGCCCCCGAAACGCCCCGAGCCCCAGAGGAGCCCCGCCCUCAAGCCCAGCGCCGGGAAGCGCCCCGGGAACCACAUGGUGGAGCGCCCCUACACCUGCACCCAGUGCAAGGAGAGCUUCAAACUGGAGGUGAGCCUUCUUCUCCACCAGAAGCUGCACACAGGGAAGGGCGACGGGCCGCUGACGUGCACCUACUGCGGCAAGGACUUCCGGGACCUCUCCAAGGCCGUCCGGCACCAGCGCAUCCACACGGGCGAGAGGCCCUACCAGUGCACCGAGUGCGGGAAGAGCUUCAUCCGCCGGGACCACCUCCUCAAGCACUGGCGCGUCCACACCGGGGAGACCCCCUACCAGUGCGCCACCUGCGGGAAGAACUUCCGCUACAAGGAGUCCCUGAACUGCCACCAGAAAAUCCACACCCGCAACCCCGCGGCGCACCACCUGGGGCUGGGGGCGCAGGCCGGCCUGGUGGCCUUGAAGCAAGAGCAACCCUACGUCUGUGUGAAUGGGGCAUGGGACUGCACAGAGCAGAGCUGCCCCCAAGCCGUCCUGUGCCCGGGGGAGCUGGUCUAUGCCUGCGGAGCGGCGGCAGUGGGGACUGCGUCUGCGCUGCCUCCCGCAGGAGGAUGGAUGGAUGGAUGGAUGGAUGGAUGGAUGGAGGCGACCGGGCGCCGUCUGGCUUCAUCCCGCCUGCCUUUGCUGCGGGUGCGCGGCUCCUCCUCUUCCCUUCUGCCCCCAGCGGACGGCGGACCCCUCUCCGCCUUCCUCCGCCUUCUGAUUCCGGGGCUUCCCUCCUCCCUUCCCUCCUUCCUUCUUUCCGGCGGCUUCUCCGGACGGAUCCAGCCCACCUGCCCGCUUGCGAUGGCCGCUGAAUGGGAUCCUUCUGCGCAGCAGGGCUUGGAAUGGGGCAGGGGACCCCUUCAGCCCACCCCAGUGCACCCUUGCUUCCUCCCCAAGCGGAGCUGCGGCGAUGCCGCCGGCCGGCCGGCCGCUGAGAUCUCCCUCUGGACGGUGGUGGCCGCCAUGCAAGCGGUGGAGAGGAAGGUGGACGUCCACGCUGGGCGGCUGCUGGCGCUGGAGCGGAGGGCGGGUCUGGCCGAGAAGAAGCUUUCCGGGACGGAGAAAGCCAUGGCGGAGUUCAGCCACCACCUGGACGCGCUGGGGACCCUCAUCCAGGAAUACGGGCAGCUCCAGAGGAGGCUGGAGAACAUGGAGAACCUGCUCAAGAACCGAAACUUCUGGAUCCUCCGCCUGCCCCCAGGGUCCAGGGGGGAAACCCCCAAGGUGCCGGUGACCUUCGACGAGGUCUCUGUCUGCUUCUCGGAGGAAGAAUGGGGGAACCUGGACGAAGACCAGAGGGAGCUCUACAAGAACGUCAUGAAGGGGAACUACGAGUCUCUGGUCUCACUGGAUUACGCCAUUGCCAAGCCCGACCUGCUAACCCGGAUCGAAGGGGGGCAGGAGCAGGCAGCUGAGGACGAAGAGGCUCCUAGAAGCAUCGGCCCAGAAUUCCCUGCACCCAGAAAUGACACUGUCUCUCUUGUCCAGCGGGAAAUUGUUCCUUCGGUAGUGGGCGAGUGGGAUUCGGGAGAAAGCGGGGCGCCCCCAGAUGAAAGCCCAGAUGCCACCCUCUUUGCCCAGGUGCCUGCCAGGCCAGAGGUGAGGCCCGGGGACCUGGCGCAGUACAGCGCAUUGCCAGAGGCCUUGGACCAGGCUGUCUUCCACAUCCCCGAGGAGGGCCUGGCAUGCGUGGACGGGCAGACUUCCGGAGGCAGCCUAGAGGAGCCGGCCGCAUGUGGGAGCGACUUUGCAGACUUCACCACCAUCAUCGUGCCCGAGGGGGCCCUCCCUGGCGAGGCCCCGUACGUCUGUGCCGACUGCGGGAAGAGCUUCCUGUACGAGGAGCAGCGCGCCCUGCACCAGCGGACGCACCCUCGAGACUCCCCUGAAGGGAGCCCCGCCUCGAGCCUGCGGCCGGGGGGCGAGGCGUACCCCUGCCCCGAGUGCGGGCGCUGCUUCCCUCACCAGGCGAGCCUCAGCAAGCACCGGCUGUGGCACUCGGGCGAGCGGCCCCACACAUGCUCCGAGUGCAACAAAAGCUUCCGCCUGAAGAUAAAUCUCCGUCUGCACCAGCGGAGCCACGCGGCGGCCGCGGCAGGCCUGGCGGCGAAGGCGGGCUCCUAUAUCUGCGGCGAGUGCGGGCGCAGCUUCAACCACCACUCCAAUUUCCUGCGCCACCAGAUGAUCCACACGGGCGAGCGGCCGUACGCCUGCGGCGAGUGCGGCAAGACCUUCAUCCGCAAGGAGCACCUCGCCACUCACGGGCGGCUGCACACCGGCGAGCGGCCGUACCAGUGCCCCCUUUGCCAGAAGAGCUUCACCCGCAAGCAACACCUCGUCGGGCACCAGCGGCUCCACGAAGGCGGAGAUCCCUGGCUGGACGGCCCUUCGGGACAGAGGCCUCUCCGGAGCCAGUGGGGCAGGGCGAAGAUGCGGGCAGAGGCCGGCGGUGCCCCUCGCCUCAGGCAGGAGCGGUUCCCCCCUUAAACACCUGCUUUGGGCACUGCCAGGGCGCCCGGUGCUGGGACUUAGUGGGAUGCAGGCUGGGGAAGCAGUUGUGGACUGAACCGUUGCGGUCGCCAGAGCUGGAGAUGGAAAACGAAGCCUGCGGCUCGGAGAGGGUUCUGUUACCAAUUUUGUUUCUUCGAAAAGGGGGGAAAUUGAGAUUUCUGCCGACUUUCUCGACGUUGGCCGAGGCCGAAGAAACGAAACUGGUCCUCCUUGUUUCAUUUGCUAAGUCUUGAUGUUAAAGUGUCAUUCUCAAACCCACUU
Molecule: messenger RNA, 4143 nt
Organism: Podarcis muralis (Common wall lizard)
Lineage: Eukaryota; Metazoa; Chordata; Lepidosauria; Squamata; Lacertidae
Source: RefSeq, a predicted model, not a curated record